AUGGCCGAUUCCAGCGAGUCCCGGCCGGUCGCGCGGGCCACCAAGCCCGUUAGCGAGGCUCUGCUUAACGAGAAGUGGGACCGCGCCAUCUCCUCGAUGAUCAUCAAGUCUUCACUCGGCCUGUCCUUCGGUGUUGUCUUUUCGGUUCUUCUCUUCAAGCGGAGAGCCUGGCCCGCGUGGGUUGGCCUUGGUUUCGGUGCUGGACGUGCCUGGGAAGAGGCAGAUGGGGUGGAGCUCCGGUUGACCCGACUUUGUGUCGGAUUUUCGGACCUUAUACCCGAGAAACGACUAGCUGGCGACUGA
Messenger RNA from Penicillium macrosclerotiorum, 303 nucleotides. Its product is annotated as MICOS complex subunit MIC10. Gene Ontology annotation, cellular component: mitochondrion; mitochondrial inner membrane; MICOS complex. The record is from RefSeq and is a predicted model, not a curated record. The transcript is spliced from 3 exons. Bases 1 to 303 code for a protein of 100 amino acids. Lineage: Eukaryota; Fungi; Ascomycota; Eurotiomycetes; Eurotiales; Aspergillaceae.